GUGUACUCUACCCAGGCGAUGGCAUGGUGAUGUGGGAAGUUGUGAUAUGAAAACCCUAUUUUAGACAAGAAAUUUAAAAAAGAGUUGCAGAUUGAUUCUGAUUUCGCACUCUUAGCAAGAGUGGAAUGAAGAGAAUUAACAUUGUGUUAUUCAAUAAUGAGUGUCACUUGGUUUCCAAAACGACUACAAAAAAAGAGAAUUUGCAGUACUAGUACUAGUGGAGGUGCUCAUGUAAUUUGAGCCUGAGAAAUGAAAUGAAAGAGGGGGAGAGGAAAGGGAAAGCGGUGGUUGUAGGGGGGAGUAUAGCCGGGAUCUCCUGCGCACACGCCCUCAUCAGGGCAGGCUGGGAUGUAGUUGUACUGGAGAAAACUCCGGCGCCUCCCACCGCCGGCAUCCCUACCGGCGCCGGACUCGGACUCGACCCUCUGGCCCAGAAACUCAUCCAGUCCUGGCUCACCCAUCCGGACCUUCUUCUUCACUCUACCCUUCCCCUCACAAUCGAUCAAAACAAUGCAACCGAUGAAGAAAAGAAAAUCAAAUGGACAUUAACAAGGGAUGAAGGUUACAACCACAGAGCAGCUUAUUGGGCUGAUCUCUUUCACCUUCUUUACAAUGCUCUACCCCGAAACACUGUCUUGUGGGGCCAUUUGUUUGUCUCUUUUUCGAUACCCAAUGAUGACAGAUCCUAUGUCCGUGUCGAAACCAAAACCUUGGCUUCUGGAGACACUGUCUCCAUAGUUGGCAAUUUACUUGUUGGUGCUGAUGGCUCUCUAUCUUCAAUCCGGAACCAUUUCCUUCCAGACUUUAAACUAAGGUAUUCGGGUUAUUGUGCAUGGAGAGGAGUUGUUGAUUUCUCAAACAAUGAGAACUCAGAAGCCAUAGUUGGCAUAAAGGCAGCAUAUCCAGAUCUUGGCAGGUGCCUUUACUUCAACCUGGGCACUGGAACCCAUAGUGUGCUUUAUGAGCUAAGGGACAAGAAGAUGAACUGGAUUUGGUACAUUAGUCAACCUGAACCACAACUCAAGGGAAGUUCAGUCACCAUGAGAGUGAGCAAUGACAUGCUCAGGAAUAUGCUCGAAGAAGCAGAGAAGGUUUGGGAUCCCGAGCUGACGAGGUUGAUAAGAGAAACAACAGAUCCAUUCCUAAACGUAAUAUAUGAUGCUGACCCUUUGGAGCAAAUACAUUGGGAUAAUGUAGUGUUGGUUGGGGAUGCGGCCCACCCUACGACUCCACAUGGGCUCAGAAGUACAAACAUGUCCAUUUUGGAUGCUGCGGUCUUAGGGAAAUGUCUUGAGAAGUGGGGAGUGGAGAAUCUCAGUUCAGCUCUCAAGGAGUAUCAGUCUGUUCGGCUGCCGGUUGUUUCCAAGCAAGUUCUACAUUCGAGGAGAUUGGGCCGUGUCAAACAAGGGCUCCCCUUCUUACCUGAUGGCUACACCUUUGAUCCAAUAAAUGCAAGUGCAGGUGAUUGCGAAGAGCUUCAACAGAAGAAAAUGCCUUGUUUUGGUGACACUCCAUUAUUUGUGACAACUUCCACGAGUUAGCCUAAUAUCAUUACUUCGCAGCACUCAAAUCGCACCGCCCUAAAAAUAUUCUAUCAUGUAUAUAAUUGUAAAUAAAAAAUAAAAAAAACACUUUGCACAUGUGACAGAAUACUAUUAGGAGGUUCAAUUUGCACCCUCAUGAAAACAACAUUUUGCUUUAUUUGAGUCUGAGGUUUCUUGAAAAUAGUCUCUUUUCUUUUUAAGUGGAGGUAAGGUCUAUCUGCGUAUAGGUACAUUUUGUAUGGUAUUUUACUGAGUUUGUUGUUGCAAUUUCCACUCUCGUCGCGAGAGUGAACAUAACAUUCCAAUGGACAUAGAUGUAUUAAUUAUGUGAUAUUUAUGUUGGAAAAGAAGUUUGUGUAAAGCAAAACCAAGUUCACUUACCAUGAAUGAAUGUGUUGGCCAGGG
This is a messenger RNA of Cuscuta campestris, 1949 nucleotides long. The record is from the annotation of a GenBank genome assembly. Lineage: Eukaryota; Viridiplantae; Streptophyta; Magnoliopsida; Solanales; Convolvulaceae.